AUGACAACACCAACCAAUCAGACAUCAGCCGAUACAACACCAACCAAUACAACACCAACCAAUCAGACACCAACCGAUACAACACCAACCGAUACAACACCAACCAAUACAACACCAACCAAUACAACACCAACCGAUACAACACCAACCGAUACAACACCAACCGAUACAACAACAACCGAUACAACAACAACCGAUACAACACCAACCAAUACAACAACCAAUACAACACCAACCAAUACAACACCAACCGAUACAACAACAACCGAUACAACACCAACCAAUACAACACCAACCAAUACAACACCAACCAAUACAACACUAACCAAUACAACACCAACCAAUACAACACCAACUAAUCAAACAUCAACCAAUACAACACCAACCAAUACAACACUAACCAAUACAACACCAACCAAUACAACACUAACCAAUACAAUACCAACCAAUACAACACCAACUAAUCAAACAUCAACCAAUACAACACCAACCAAUACAACACCAACCAAUCAGACACCAACCAAUACAACAACAACCGAUACAACGCCAACCAAUACAACACCAACCAAUACAACACCAACCAAUACAACACCAACCAAUCAGACAUCAACCGAUACAACAUCAACCAAUACAACACCAACCAAUACAACAUCAACCAAUACAACACCAACCAAUACAACACCAACCAAUACAACACCAACCAAUCAGACAUCAACCGAUACAACACCAACCAAUACAACACCAACCAAUACAACACCAACCAAUCAGACACCAACCAAUACAACACCAACCAAUACAACACCAACCAAUACAACACCAACCAAUCAAGACAUCAACCAAUACAACACCAACCAAUACAACAUCAACCAAUACAACACCAACCAAUACAACACCAACCAAAACAACAACAAUCAAUACUGCUGUAUGUUUGCUUGCUUCUGUGAUGUUAUAUUUUUGAGAGUUUGUUAG
Molecule: messenger RNA, 969 nt
Organism: Pecten maximus
Lineage: Eukaryota; Metazoa; Mollusca; Bivalvia; Pectinida; Pectinidae
Product: cell wall protein DAN4-like
Exons: 1
Coding region: 1-969 (322 amino acids)
Source: RefSeq, a predicted model, not a curated record